AUCACUGGGUUAAAUUUUGAAGGCGAAAUUAUAACAGAACCUACGAACAGUACAAAUGAUAGCAUUGGCAUGGAACAGAGCAUUUCUGCAGCAACAUCACCAAUGAAGCUAGGAGGUUCUGAAUCACAUCCGACAGAUGGUUGGGAAUUAGAUGAUUUUGAAUGGAGCAAUAAUGAUGGAUGGGAUGACGAUUGGGAUACUUCAAGACCAUCACCAACAACUUCAACUAGAUCCGUAAGCCCGAUUCAAAAAUUGACGCCUUCUAUCGUUGUUUCUAAAGAAGAUAAAGCAGCAGAACUUAGCAAGAAAAGAGAAGAAAGGCGACAGGAUGUCAAUGUUGAAGGAAAAAAAGAAAAAAACUUCA
Racocetra persica is the source of this 364-nucleotide messenger RNA. The record is from the annotation of a GenBank genome assembly. NCBI's taxonomy places the organism in Eukaryota, Fungi, Glomeromycota, Glomeromycetes, Diversisporales, Gigasporaceae.